AUAAAUAUUUUUAUUAUAAGUUUGAAUUUUUGAAAAUAAGUACCUUUUCUAUUUAUUAAAAUUUUUAUUUUAUUUAUUCAACUUAAAUUAAAGUUAUAUAUUUUUUGUUUACUUAUAACUAUUAAUUCAUUGUUUAGAGUUUAGAAAUAAAAUAUUAAUGAUAUUAUUACAGUGUGUAUCUAUUGUGCUUAUGGCUAGGUAGCUUAUAUAUAGUUUAUUAUUAGGUAUCUUCUACUGUUGUAAUCUAUUUGCCUGUAACAUUUUUAAAAUACAUCAUCAUGUCAAUUCCAACUGAUUUGCAAGACCAACAGAGGUAUCAAACACCAAAUUCUGAUCAACAACAUAUGCAAAAAAAUGUUCUCCCAACAUUUGAUCCUGAGUUUAUUACUCCGUUAUAUGAUAUAAAUGAUUUGUAUCAAAAUGCUCAAUGUUUUAAAAAAAAUCCUGAACUUGGCAAUAAAAAAAAAAAACAAAAAUCAAAGAAAAAUAACAAAUUUCAAAUAACUACACAAUUUUUAUUUGGAGAACACAUGCCACCAUAUUAUUCAGUAUUAAAUCAUACACUAAUGAAUAAAUUGAUAAUGCACUUAAAAAAUCCUAAUGCUCCUACUGCUAAAGUAUUUAGGAUGUAUAAAGAAAUUAUUGAUCAUGAGCGAGAAAUUUUCGAGGAUUGGCUUUCAAACCUUUGGGAAGAAAAUUUAAAAAAUCGUCGUUUGAAUUCUAUACCGUUCAUUGAGAAAUAUAUUGAAUCUGCUUGUAAUUUUUCAAAUGAUUAUAUUAAAUCACACUACGGUGGUACAUAUAGUUCAAAAAUGAAGAUCGACUAUAAUAUAAGAGAUGAAGUUGAUACGGUUGAAAUGAAAUAUUGUAAAAGACUACAGUCCGCUGAAAUAAAUUCAAUUACUCUUCCUUUAGUAACUGAUAUUGAAAAUCUAGAAACAAAAGUUUCUUUUAUAGAUGGUGUGUUUGAUCCACCACAAAAAAAUCCUUUUAUAGAAGAUGAAUGUUGUCGUAAACUGUCAAAAGAACACAGUAUUAAUGUUAAUAUAUGCUUAAGUAGUAUGAAAAAUAUAAUGAAUCUAGAAAAAUCCAAUAGUUUAUGGAUUAUUCCUGUCAAUAUAGAUAUUGACACUGAUGAGAGUAAAACAAUUUACAUUGGAGGAGCAUUAUGCACAGGACAUUUCUCUCAACAAGAAAAAAGUUGGUACUAUCUAAGAAAAGAACUGAAAAAAAAAUUUAGAAAACCUUUACCUAACAAAACUGUUCAAAACAACUGUAAUAAUUACAACUAUGAUAAAUGGAUGUUAAAUGUUAAUAAUACUGAUGGAAUUGAAAAAACGUUCAAUAUACUUGUAAGAAAUAAACCUCAUGGUAUACAACAACAAUUCAAACCACAUAAUACUCCAAUUGUAAUAAUACCAAAAAUUGAGUAUCAACCAGAAUUUGGCUUUGAAAAAGUCAGCGAAGAACAGCUUAUUGAAUAUUGGUUGGAUACAAACUUCAGAUGUCCCAAAACCAAAUUAGCAUUAGUCUCAGUUCAGCAUAAUAUGGAUCUCAUGCAAGUAAAAUAUACAAUGGAAGAGACAGAGAGUUUAAAUUCAAAUGGUAAAGAUCAAAAGUAUCUACAAAGAUUGUAUUUAACUCUAGACAAACUCACACAAUUAGGCAAAGGAGAAUAUGUAUUGCUUCACAAUCCUAAAAAACCAUUCCACGUUGAUCUCUACCAGACAUCAGUGUAUGGUGGUUUCAAUUUAUUGAACAUGUAUUUUGUUCUACAACAGGCUGAAGUUUCUGAUUCAUUGGUUUGGAAUCCUAUAGACUCGGGAGUAUUAUGUCCAAUUCAUAAUUACUUUAAUAUUGCACCAUGUAUGUUCAGGCCAAAUCCUGAAAAUCUAGAUAUCCAAAAGAUAACUCAACAAGUAGAUAAGUUCAAUACAGAUAGAAAAGCCAAAGAGGAUUAUGAAAAUGCACAACUUCAAAGAAAAAAGAAGAUAAAAAUGGAAAAAAAUAAAAUCAAAAGAAAAUUAAAAAGAGAAAAUGAUAUUUUAUAUAAAGUCAAAAGUGAUAUUCAGUAAUUAUAUACAUUAUGGUAAUUCAUUGACACAAGAACAAUUGGAACUUAAUUUUGAUGAUAAUUAAAAGAUUGUAACCUCAGUAAUUUAAAAACAAAUAUAUUUUUCAUUGUUUAUUUUGUGUAA
This is a messenger RNA of Aphis gossypii (cotton aphid), 2198 nucleotides long. RefSeq lists its product as uncharacterized. Gene Ontology annotation, cellular component: transcription elongation factor complex. Lineage: Eukaryota; Metazoa; Arthropoda; Insecta; Hemiptera; Aphididae. The record is from RefSeq and is a predicted model, not a curated record. The transcript has 14 exons. The coding region runs from base 279 to 2075 and encodes 598 amino acids. Gene Ontology annotation, biological process: snRNA transcription by RNA polymerase II; positive regulation of transcription by RNA polymerase III; snRNA transcription by RNA polymerase III.